Messenger RNA from Orbilia oligospora ATCC 24927, 288 nucleotides. RefSeq lists its product as uncharacterized. Gene Ontology annotation, biological process: protein import into mitochondrial intermembrane space. The record is from RefSeq and is a predicted model, not a curated record. Gene Ontology annotation, molecular function: zinc ion binding. Lineage: Eukaryota; Fungi; Ascomycota; Orbiliomycetes; Orbiliales; Orbiliaceae. Gene Ontology annotation, cellular component: mitochondrial intermembrane space. The transcript has 3 exons. The coding region runs from base 1 to 288 and encodes 95 amino acids.
AUGGUUCGACUGUCCAGACUGCCACGCCGAAUCCGAGACACAUCCGCUACUAAAGUCUGCAGAGAUAACAUUAAUCUGAAGGACUCGAAGGAGUUCGAGGAGGCGGACGAGUAUUGUCCGCAUUGCGAUAAUCAUUAUGUACUGGAGGCGAAGACGCCGAGGGCGGCGUUGAGGGUGGAGAGUGAGGAUGUUAGGAUGGAUAGUCGAUUCAUUAAGGAUGAUAGAUUGAAGGAUUUUGAUGACAGUGAACUGUUCGAUGUAGCUGAGACGGCGGAUAGGUUAGGUUAA